Brassica oleracea var. oleracea is the source of this 633-nucleotide messenger RNA. RefSeq lists its product as uncharacterized. The record is from RefSeq and is a predicted model, not a curated record. The transcript has 2 exons. Bases 1 to 633 code for a protein of 210 amino acids. Gene Ontology annotation, molecular function: RNA-DNA hybrid ribonuclease activity; nucleic acid binding. NCBI's taxonomy places the organism in Eukaryota, Viridiplantae, Streptophyta, Magnoliopsida, Brassicales, Brassicaceae.
AUGGAUCCGGAUUCUGAAGUGAAGAAAAGGGAAAGAUUGACGAAGUGUAUUCUGAAGCUUAAGGAUAAUAAGCUGACUAGAGUUAGGAUUGAAUCAAGUGGCUCGAGGAAGCCAAGGAUGCUUCGGAAAAGUCUAAUUGGUCCUCCACAAUGGGCUGUGGAACUAGGGGAGUACGACGUAAUAUUUUUACCUGCCACAGCUAUAAAGUCACAGGUCCUAGCGGACUUCGUGGGUGAAUUAUCCCCUGCCUUACUCCCAGCUUUGGAGCAAGACGUACGCCUCCGAGGCAAAACUAAGAAAGAGGGAGAAUGGAUCCUGCACGUUGAUGGGUCAAGCAACGUUAGAGGAGCUGGAGUAGGAAUAAUGCUUACCUCGCCGACGGGGAACACGGCCUCAAGGGCCGUGAGAUGCAACUUCAAAUUGACCAACAACGAAAGCGAGUUUGAGGCCCUAAUCGCAGGUCUAACUCUCGCCCACCAAAUGGGGGCAGAAAACAUCCAGGUCUUUGGCGACUCCCAGCUGAUAAUCAAUCUGGUACAAGGAGAAUACCAAGCAAAAGACGACAGCAUGAUCCAAUAUCUGACAGUCGCCCAGCGACUGAUCAAGAAGUUCAAGAGCUGCAAGCUUACUUAA